AUGCCCGAACCUGCGUUCGGCAUCGAGCACACCGGCCAAGCCGGUGGCUCCUCCAAUAGCUGUAUUUCACCGCGCGUACGGUUUAUCUGGCGCCUGUUCCUUUUGCUCUCCCUGGUUGCUAUCGUCUACUCCAUCCCCAAGGACGUCAAGGUCGCCUUUCUGACAGUCCCGAAUCCCUAUACGGACGUCUGCAAGAUGUACAUGGACAGGUUCAUCACGGCUAUCCUCAUCUUUGUGGUCAACUUUUGCCUCCAAUGGGUCUACAGCCUCCCCCUCCGCCUCGCCGCCUGUGGCAUCCUCUACAUCGUGCUUCUCCGGACUGAGCGCUGUGUCGUGCGGCUCCUCUCCCCGCUCGUCAACGGUGUCCUUUCCCUCACCACCUUCCACCUCAAGAUGGUACCCGGGAAGCCGUACAAGCCCCGUCUACUUGACUACAUGGCCUUCAACCCUCUCCUCGCCUUCUUCGCCGCGUGCCACGCUGGCUUCUGGCUUGGGGAGGGAUGGCUCCCGUACCAGACCCUCGCCAUCGCCGUCACCGUUAUCUACAUGCUCUACACCAACAUGCCCGCCUCCCCUCCCUUCUCGCCGCUGCGCACCUGGCUCACUGGCUUCGUCUGCCUUGUGUUCGCAGCGUACAGGGCUGGUCUGCAGGCCGCCCUGACCUUCGACCUGCCCCCGCUGUUCAAGCAUGAGGAAAUCGUGAUCGUGUGGAGCAGGUACCCCCUCAUCUUCGUCUACCCCAAGGACGACGAGGUGCUCGUCGUCAUCGACUUUGUGCUCAGCCUCAGGACGCUGGCGCUUAUUGUCGGCGUUGUUUUGGCGUUCGCCGCCGCGUACCGCUUCAUGGUCACUGAGUUUGUCGUGCCGGCCGUUGUGUCGUGCGCGCGCCUGGUGCGCCAGAAGAUGCGCUCUAAGGAGGAGAAGACGAUGUUUGCUACUUGCAUGGCUAUCACUCCCCGUAAGGCCAUGGAGCUCCAGGUUGAGCAUCAGGUCGAGCAGAAGCAGGGGACGGACAUCGUCCGCUCCCUGUCUAUCUAUCCCUCGCCGAUCGGGCCCAUGAAUCAGACGGUCGUCACCACCGACAACGUCGAGGUUACCCUCACCGUCUACACCCGCCCCAUCGUCUACACCACUACGGCCGUCUACACCACCCCCGUCGUCUACCUCGCGCCUGUCACCUACCUCGCCGACGUUGCGUACACUGCCCCGGUCGUCUUCAAGGCGUCGGUCAUGUUCAGCGAGCAGGGUCGCGUGCUCUUCAUGGGCCCGGCCAUGCAGGUCGUGCCGCUGAUGGUGGAGGCGCCAAUGGAGAACGCGAACAUGGAGGCCGAGGAGCGGGUUCGUGAGAUCGCGGGCCCCGUCCUCGCGAACAACACGUCUACCAUUGAGGUCGUUAUGCGCAAGCGCAAGUCCAUGGACCUGCAGCCCGCCUUCGCGACGCUCAAGAUGCACAUCUUGCUCAUGCACCUGGCCGAGUUUAUCCCGGAGUCGGCUACUCGCGCCUCGGUCGAUCCCAAGACCGCCGUCUGCGACGAGUCUGCCUUGAAUGACAUGACCUUCAUGGUCGAGUCCGAGACGUCCUCCGAGGUCGACGAGGACGCUCCCGCCGCGGUUGAGCCAGUGACUUGUGCUUCGGCUGCGCAGGUCAUCUCCUUCAUGGUCGAGGACACGAUUCACGCAUCGGUCGAGCCGGAGGGCGUCAACACCGAGCAGGCUGAGCUAUCGAUCGACCCGCCUGACGUCGUCGUUGCCCCCCUCGAUGUGCCCGAAGCGCCAGCCGGCGCUCAUGCCGAUGAGCAGGUUAACGAGUGCACCGCCACGCCUGCCCUCGACGAGAUGCCCUCCGCUGCGCCCGUCUUCUCGGAAGCGAACGACGCCCCCGCCGAGGCAGCCGCCCACGUCGAAGAGCCUACCUACGUCGAGAAAAUCAGCCUCGUCGGGCCCACCACCGUGACGCCGAUCGUGGUCGAACAAUCAUCGAGCGAUGACAGCAGCGUCGGCGACGGAUGGAUUACCUCUAGCCCGACACCGUCCAGCCGGACAUCUUUGGCGGACGACGACCAGCCUGAUAAGGAACUUGCCGCGGACGACCUCAAUGAAGCAGCAGCUCAGGACCACGACUCUCGCGAGGGUGCCGCUGUAGCCAUAACUUAUGCGCGGUCAAAGAUCUCGGACUUCGACCGUGUUAAGGAAAGGCUCCGUGAACUGAAGUCGGAGGCGGAGACGGCGACGCGCAAGCCUCUGGCUGUGCGUCCGACGAUCAAGGCAGGCUUCCUUGGGCAUUUGACGAGCGCGGUGGCUCGUCCACCUGCGACGCAGUCAUCGCCGAGAAGGUUCACGGCGGCGGAGAAGGGCAAGGGCAGGGCUCAAGAGAUUCCGGAAGAUCCCUUCAUGGAAGAGUCUCUUGCGGACCAGCACACAGAGGAGCAUGUCGCCGAGGACUAUCCUGCCCAAGACGACUCUCUUGCCAACUCAGUGGCUGGACUCCCAAGCAUCGACUUCGGUGACGCCCCGGCCGACUGGGCUGAUGACACGGAGGCUUUCUACUUCAAGACGACUGGCCAGCCAAAGAUGACACUGCUCCCAGUGACGACGGUGUCGACGACGACGACAACGACGAUGACGACGGCCCUCCUCCCAUGGGUGGAUGUAUCCGUCUCCCCUCGACGCCUCCUCGCCAACGACCUGCAGCGCCUUCCCCGGAGUUUUCUCGUCGGGCAACACCGUCCCCUCCCGCGGCAGCCUACUCGUGAACACCAAGGACCAUCGUCAUAUGGUCACAACGAGACCAGGCACGGCGGUGGACCGAGCACUCCACGUCGACCCGCAAGGCAUCCACGUCAAGCGAAGGAUCGCGCAACGCGCUCGGCUGGGAUGAGGCCUCACAAGGCAGGCUCAGCCGAAGGAGCAGCCGACGGCGACUGGAAACGGGACGACCCUGAGUCUAGCAGUGGCCCUUCGACAUCGACCUCUAGACAUGCGCCGCAUACGCCCCCUCCUGCACGCCGCUUUGAGCGGGAAGACCGCGCGGGUGGCAGCAGCAAUCGGGACAUCACGUCGACGUCGAGGGCGGGUCCGUCCGGCUUGCAUGGCCUCCCACCAAGGCCCGCGUGGAUAGACAACGAUCAGCGACCUGACCGACGCGCGCCGCGAAACUAUACCUUGCAGGAUCGAACGGACGACGAGUUGCAUUCCGGUUUCGGCGGCAUGCGCUCAGAUGCACUCGACCACGAAGCCUCGCGCAGCGGGCCGUCAUCCUCUAGCCCGAGGUAUCCUCCAAGGCAUGGCCACCAGAACGGCACACCCAAUCCUCACCAUGGUCCUCGCGAUGAUCAAGCUCGCCGUCAGCCCAGGCAAGACGGCGCACCAUCGCAUGCGGAACCAGACGAAGCAAGACCGUUUGACGAGUCGAUGAUCAGAGCACAACGGUUCGAGAGCGAUCCGCAUCGCCGUGAGUUCGACUACCGUGUCUGCUUUUUGCCCCACUGCCCACUCGCCUUUUGCCGUCCCGUCAUGUCUGCUACCGUCCGUGCUUCGAUUGUCCCCAAGUCCUCUUCAAGCUUUCCGCGGACGCAAGACUGGGAACGCGCGCAUGCGCUUGGAGAAGGUGCCGUUCACAGAUCCGUUGAGGACGAGGACGACAUCGACAGCUCGGACGAGGACACGACGGACGGCCUGGCGGGAACGCCGGCAGUGCGGGCAGCAGACGCGGUGAGUCGUGUCGCUGCGACGGAUGGGGAGAUGUCUCGGUACCUUGCGGGCGCCGGGCUUGACGGCGCAGAGGGUUUGGGAAGGUGA
This is a messenger RNA of Schizophyllum commune H4-8, 3798 nucleotides long. RefSeq lists its product as uncharacterized. NCBI's taxonomy places the organism in Eukaryota, Fungi, Basidiomycota, Agaricomycetes, Agaricales, Schizophyllaceae. Bases 1 to 3798 code for a protein of 1265 amino acids. The transcript is spliced from 18 exons. The record is from RefSeq and is a predicted model, not a curated record.